Scatophagus argus is the source of this 1952-nucleotide messenger RNA. It is a transcript of the gene fars2, whose product is annotated as phenylalanyl-tRNA synthetase 2, mitochondrial. The coding region runs from base 435 to 1937 and encodes 500 amino acids. Gene Ontology annotation, biological process: phenylalanyl-tRNA aminoacylation. Gene Ontology annotation, molecular function: ATP binding; phenylalanine-tRNA ligase activity; tRNA binding. The record is from RefSeq and is a predicted model, not a curated record. Lineage: Eukaryota; Metazoa; Chordata; Actinopteri; Scatophagidae. Gene Ontology annotation, cellular component: mitochondrion; cytoplasm. The transcript is spliced from 11 exons.
GCGUUAACACAGUACUGAUGCGUCUUAAUGAAUGAACGAUGCUGUGAGGUUAUAGUGCCUGGCUUCAGGACAUAAACCGGCAGCAUGUCGGGUCACGCAGCGCUUCAUUUCCCCCUAAAAUGGUCUUGUGGUCGGUCGGCAUGUUAGCUGCUCUGCUACAAACACUUCUGGCACACCUGCAGCUAUAAAGUUAGCUUGUUUUCUCAGGCCCCCGACGUCCCUCCCAUCGAUCGCUUCCUCCCGUGUUCAGACCUGCAGAAGAAUCCGUCUGGGACACAUCAGCCCGUGACCCGAACCUGAUCGCCUCCAGCCCACCCACCCAUCCAUCCACCCAUCCAUCCACCCAUCUUCUCUGUUCUCUCAAUCAAUCAGCAGACUCUUCUGCACCGUUUGUUCCUCAGACUGAGCUCCAUGGACCCGUCAUCAUCAUCAUCAUGAGACUCGGCAACACCCCCCUUUGCUUCCUCCGACCCCUCCUACAGUCCUCACUGCGCCCCCUGCGCCAUCGCUGCUGUCUGUCAACGUUCUUGGCCAAUGGCAGCAUAGCAUCGCGCAGGCGCCUCAGCACAGAUGGCCCCGCCCUUCAGCCUGUGAUUGGGCAGGACUCGGUGGAGGUUUUGGGCCACUCCUACCCCCGCGAUGACUUCACCAACGUCACACCAAAGAUAUUAGCCAAGGUCGGCCGCAAUCUCCACAACCAAUCCCAUCAUCCUCUGUGGCUGAUCAAGGAGCGGAUCAAAGCACACUUCUACAGUGCCUACACCGGCCGCUGGGGGAACCCUCUCUUCUCCGUCCACGACAACCUGAGCCCCGUGGUGACGGUGGAGCAGAACUUUGACAGCUUGCUGAUCCCGCCCGACCACCCCAGCAGGAAACGAGGAGAUAACUACUACCUGAACAGGAAGACGAUGCUUCGCGCCCACACCUCCGCCCACCAGAGGGAGCUGGUGAGGUCCGGUCUGGAUGCCUUCUUAUUGGCCGGAGACGUUUACAGGCGGGACGAGAUCGACGCCAGUCACUACCCCGUCUUCCACCAGAUGGAGGGUGUCCGACUCUUCUCCAACCACGAGCUGUUUUCCAGGGUGCACGAUGGCGAGGAGCUGUCCCUGUUCGAGUGUGGAGGUCGGCGGACGCCUCAGAAACAGGAAGCGCACAGUCUGGAGGCCGUCAAGCUGCUGGAGUUCGACCUGAAACACACUCUGACUCGACUCGUCACUCACCUGUUUGGAGAAGAGGUGGAGGUCCGGUGGGUCGACUGUUACUUCCCCUUCACUCAUCCCUCCUUUGAGAUGGAGGUGCGUUUCCAGGGCAACUGGAUGGAGGUGCUGGGCUGUGGACUGAUGGAGCAGGAGCUGCUGAUCUCAGCCGGAGCAGGAAACAAGGUGGGCUGGGCGUUCGGUCUGGGCCUGGAGCGACUGGCCAUGGUCCUGUACAGCAUCCCAGACAUCCGGCUGUUCUGGAGUCAGGAAGAACGCUUCCUCAAACAGUUCAGAGUCCAGGACAUCCAGCAGCCCGUGUGCUUCCAGCCUCUCAGUAAGUACCCCCCCCUCCACAACGACAUCUCCUUCUGGCUGCCGGACAGCACAGACGGCUUCAUCCAGAACGACUUCUACGAGCUGGUGCGCUCGGUCGGAGGAGACCUGGUGGAGAAAGUGUCUCUGGUGGACGAGUUCAAACACCCAAAGCCCGUCAGACGCUCGCUCGCUAUCCAAACACUUCAGAAGUCCACUUCCAGGCUGCAAACAAAAUGCUCAGCACCAGAAAUAACUCGUCCGUCUUCGUCGGCCGCCUCACGUGGGGAACUUGUUUGUUGUGCGGAUGACAUCAUGCUGGAGACCAGAUGGGCGAUCAGCUGCUUCGGCCUGCGACCAGAGGACGGAGCUGAACCCGAGCAAGUCCAGCUUUUCCACGUCAGAGAUCACAACUCUCAGGACUAACUCGUCCAGAUGCGU